AACAGACGAAAACACCGCACUGGCGACAUUGGAAAUACUUGUGGACAGCAGGCUCUUCCUCAUAUAACUAUUGGCCCUAUUGAACUGGUGGACACCUAUUCUUGUGGUCAAUUUCGGGACUGUGAUCACUCUCCACUCCCAUCCCAUUCGGGCCUCUACCCAGUCUCUUCCCAGACCGGGUAUAUUGCAGUGAAAACACACACCAUUUUUCAAAUAUGAAGACAACGACUAUCGUUGCUGCCUCUGCAGGCACCAUUCUGACCGGUUUCCUCGCAUAUGCAAUCUACUUCGACUACAAGCGACAUUCCGACGCUGAAUUCCGACGGAAUCUGAAAAAGGAUAACCGGCGACUAGCCAGAGCAGUCCGUGAGGAAUCAGCGGCCCAAGGCGCGCGGCAAAUAGCUGAGAUUAAGGAGGCCGUCCUAGAUGCAAAAACGGAAGGAUUCCCCACUGACCCUGAUGAUAAGGAGAGAUACUUCAUGGGCCAGAUUGCGAAGGGCGAGCAAUUAGCUGGGGACGGAUCGAGUAACAUCGAAGCAGCCCUUGCAUUCUACAAAGCGCUCAAGGUGUACCCGCAGCCAAAGGACUUGAUCGCCAUAUACGACACCACUGUUCCCAAGGACGUGCUGGAGAUACUGGCUGAGAUGGUGGGCCAGGAUACCUCGUUGCAAUUGGGCUCGUUUACCGGCGGAAGCUCGACAGGUAGUAGUAGCGGAGGAGCGGACCACCACGGGGUUGAAUAA
Messenger RNA from Histoplasma capsulatum G186AR, 743 nucleotides. Its product is annotated as mitochondrial import receptor subunit tom-20. Gene Ontology annotation, cellular component: mitochondrial outer membrane; mitochondrial outer membrane translocase complex. Gene Ontology annotation, biological process: protein targeting; tRNA import into mitochondrion; protein import into mitochondrial matrix. The coding region runs from base 216 to 743 and encodes 175 amino acids. The record is from RefSeq and is a predicted model, not a curated record. NCBI's taxonomy places the organism in Eukaryota, Fungi, Ascomycota, Eurotiomycetes, Onygenales, Ajellomycetaceae. The transcript has 3 exons. Gene Ontology annotation, molecular function: transmembrane protein transporter activity.